CUGUCAUCAGUUGACAAAAUCUACUGAUAGAUCAUCUAACCUUAAAUUAUAUUUAUUUAAUUUUAAAAUGUUUAAAUCGCUUCUAAGUAAAUUAAGUCCUACCAAAUUAUCAUGUGGGUUCCAUACUACAGCUGCCCUAAGCGAAGUGAGACUACUAACACGGUUGCGAGUGGUAGACAACUCUGAAAUUGGAAAGAGAGCGAUGGCAGAGGGCAAACCACCCAAAGUUAUUUGUGUUUACAACAAAAAACGUGUUGGCUUUAUUGGUGACCGAGUCAUGGUAGCCAUAAAAGGACAAAAAAAGAAAGGCAUUCUUGUUGGUUUAAAACAGACACAAAAGGUUAGAGUUCCCAAAUUCGACAGCAACAACGUAGUUCUGAUUGACGACAAUGGUACCCCUCUGGGAACCCGGAUACACGUGCCAAUUCCCACUAUUCUCCGCACGAUCCUCAAGGAACGCACUCAUGCUAAAGGUGCAGACUAUACUAAACUGUUAGCAAUAGCCACAAGGUUUGUUUAGAUGUAGAUAGUUGUAGUAAGUAGUUUUAAUAAAGUUAUAUUGUUACAUUGUAU
Messenger RNA from Amyelois transitella, 573 nucleotides. RefSeq names its product large ribosomal subunit protein uL14m (gene mRpL14). Gene Ontology annotation, molecular function: structural constituent of ribosome. The coding region runs from base 68 to 520 and encodes 150 amino acids. The transcript has 2 exons. The record is from RefSeq and is a predicted model, not a curated record. NCBI's taxonomy places the organism in Eukaryota, Metazoa, Arthropoda, Insecta, Lepidoptera, Pyralidae. Gene Ontology annotation, biological process: translation. Gene Ontology annotation, cellular component: ribosome; mitochondrion.